AUGAAACAUUUACUUAGACAAUUCAUAGUAAACUUCGACGCAGCACAAUCAACAUCAAUAUCAACAUCAAUGGAUAAAGAAUAUUAUCGACAAGUACCAUACCGAUUUUUUAAUAAUGAAUCAAAUACAGAUGCGUGUAAAUUGGAAAAACUAACUAAUUUAUUUCCUGAUAUGAAAGCAAUUAUCGAAUUAGAAUUAUUUAAAAUGAAUAAUUUAACACAGACAAUCGAUCGUCUUUCACGUAUAUAUACAGUUUUAACAGCUCUUGAUACUCGUGAUGAUACACUACAUUUAUUUCUUGGUCCAUAUCAUCUAUCACUUGGUCCAGCAUUAUUUGCAGCACUUCAUUUUAAAAAUGCUUCAGCAGCAUUACUUACAACAUCACGUCCAACAAUAUCAGGUAAUAGUGAAAGUCAACGACGUAAACGUCGACAUGAAAUUGUACUUCGGCGAUUUCGACGUGCUGUACGAAAAUUAACUCUUGUUAAAUCAAUUAUUGGUCAACUUCGAUCAGCUUCGAUUCUUACACCAUACAAUCAAUAUGAAUUAUAUACACAAGGAAUUUAUGAUCUUGUUUUAGCUGGACAUGAACAAUGUUCUAAUUCAACAUUUAUUAAUGAUAAUUUUCUUGAACAAUUACAAAAUUUUGAUUUAGUAACAAGUGCUGGAGAACGAAGUCCUUUACUUGCAUCAAAUUAUGUUAAAAUUAAUAAUAUACUUAGUCUAUUGUCGUCACCUCUACCACAACAAACACCACUAGUAGAUAAUAAUAAGACAAUGGCAACUGGUAAAUUGAUGCGAUUUGCAUCACAUGAAUCAAUUACAAAUGCAGCAACUAAUAAUGAUCCUACUGCUUUAAUAAAUUCUUCAACAAUAUGUUGUCCAGCUCAUGAUCCAGCACAACCUUAUAUUACGUUGCCUGCUCGUUCAGCAAUGAGUCCGCAACCUAAUCAAAUGUUACCAUCUGAAAAUCGUUCAAGACAUAACAGUAGUACUGUUUUACUUAAAACGCCAUCUACUUUUUCAAGACAAAGUACGGUCAAUAGUUUGCCUGAAUCAACGACUGGUGAUGGUUCCAAUUCAGAUCAACCAACAUCCAAAUCAUUAUUGGCGUCAGCACAAUCAAAUCCCGUAGAAACCGAAUUAGAUACACCAACAAAGUUAAUAAUACAACAUCCUUUUGCUUCAUCGCCCCUUCUGUCAUCAUCGCCGAUCAUUAAUGAAGACGACGCCCUCAUUAAUCGUAUUUCAUCUCUUUUAACAAGCCACUUGUUAUCUCGCCAAUUAACAUCUACAACAUCGAUAACGCCUAAUAUUAUUUAUGAACACGAGACCAAUUCAAAUUUAAGCGAUAGCGCUAUUUCUCUUUCAACUGGUGGCACAACAGGAGGAAUUAGUAGUGCUGUUACGUAUAAUCAAUCGUCACCAUCAAUUGACGCCAACGACAUUGAUAAACUUUUACAACGUAUUAAGACAGCUGUUGAUAACAGAUUGUCAAUUGAAAUUAGUAGUAAUAAUAGAAUGCGUCAACCAAAAUAUAUCCACCGAAAUUUGUCAUCAAGUCCUGUAAGAACAGCAACAAUUAAUCGUCGUCAACAACUACUUGCAUUACAUGCUGUAUCAUGUCAAGAAAGUCACACAGAUGAUUAUGAUGUAGAACAUUCUACAUCGUCUAAUAAGAAACAUAAAUUGGAUUUUUCAUCCAAAUCUCAAUCCUUCGAUGUGACCACCUUAAUAUAA
This is a messenger RNA of Rotaria sp. Silwood2, 1740 nucleotides long. NCBI's taxonomy places the organism in Eukaryota, Metazoa, Rotifera, Eurotatoria, Philodinida, Philodinidae. The record is from the annotation of a GenBank genome assembly.